AUGGAUUUGGGGGUGCAUUUCUAUAACACGAACCAGAACCGCAUGGGUUCAACCCAGUUCGAGGCGCAGCCUAUACAGAUGCCGGAUCCGAUGGAACGAGCCAAGACCGGAGGUUUCCUGCAGCGAGGUCGAGAUCUGGGAGACAAGUUCCAGGCUGUGCCGCUUCUUCCCGGGGCAGCUCUCAACGGAGCUACGAUGCUGCCCAUGCGUGAGCAGGACUUCAGAGCCUGCGGUGGAGGCGGAAUUCAGUUUGCCCAGGCCCAGCUCUGGAACGGAGACGGCAGUCCGCAGGCCUGUCCGAAUCAGUUCCGCAAGGAUGGCCAGGCAGUGCUGACGCCCAUUGGCCAGAACUUUGCUCAGACGGAUAACCAGGCUAUGUCUCCAAACUGGCAGCCGCACAAGGUCUACCUGCCGCAGGGUCUGACUUCCUUCGUCGUAGUCGGUGAGGCGCACCAGGACAUGGCGAGCCCGAACUCUCAGAGCUCGCCAAUCCAUGUUCAGGCAAUCCCACUGCCGAUGGGGACGCCCGUGCAGCGCGACGUUCAGGCAAUGCCGUUGGCUCCAGGAGCCGGGCUACCUCAACACGCGCAGCGGGACGGGCAGGCUUAUCCUUUUGCUGCACCUGGAGCACCAGUGAUGCCGAUGAGGGACUGCCAGGCUUUCCCCAUGCAGGGCAACGCGGUAGCACGGCCAAUGCCGUACGAGGGCCAGGCCUUCGUCGUGGCGCAUCCGAACCCCAACGCGGUACCUUUGCGGAGCGACUGGCAGGUUUAUCCCGUUUCGCAAUCCGGGUCGAGUAGCCCCGAGCGGAAUGAGAGCCAGGCAUAUGCGCAGAUGACACAGAUGCAGAAUCUCGGCCCAGUCGGACUGAUGCCACUGGAGGGCCAGGUGACUGCUCCUCUGCCGCCUGGUGUGCCUAGUGAAGGAAGCAUUGGCCAUCCAGAGCUUUGCAGGAGGCCUUGCUUCUACUUCGCGAAAGGUUGUUGUACGAAUGGGAAGGACUGUGGCUAUUGCCAUGCACAGCACACGGAGAAGGCCCCAAAACUUGACAAGCGACAGCGUCUGGUCCUCCAGUCUCUCCCUGAGAACAUGCUCCUGGAGAUGCUGAUGAACCGCGUGCAGGAGAAGGCCGAAGAGAAGCGAAUGACAGCUGCCAUGACUGACAUCCUGGACCUGUGGCAGAAGCGGCUAGCAUACUUGGCCGUGAAUCCGCCGGUGGUGUCUCCUGAGGAUGCUGAAAAUCUGGCAGAAAGGUAUGUGCGGAAUCUGGACAAGAUCCUUCGAAGGAUGAACAUAUCGGAGCUGAUUGCCCUGGCAAUUCGCAGCGCAAAGGAGGAGCAAGGCUAUGUCGGCGAUCUGCGCGAGGCCCUGUCCCACUUGCGAACGAAGGUUCCACCGACACUGUGA
Messenger RNA from Symbiodinium sp. CCMP2456, 1407 nucleotides. Lineage: Eukaryota; Dinophyceae; Suessiales; Symbiodiniaceae. The record is from the annotation of a GenBank genome assembly.